UCGACUGGCUUCACCGUCCUCUGCGGUUGAACAGCAGAGAGUAGCCGGAUGCCUCAGCACAGUUUUUUGAGUCGAUGAACACCUUUAUAAAGCCGAACGGUUGUUGUGUUUCACUUUUCGACUCGUUCUUCAAGAUGGUCUUGGACUUUGAGCGAAAAUGAAGCGCAGUCUGUUUCUGUGGAUCUCGUAGUUAAGGUCUGACUGCUUCACCUACCUGUCACCCUGGCAGAGCAGGAAGCUCAGCGUGUGGAGGAGCUCAGCCCUGGCAGCAUGGUGUCUGCUGUGGGGAGCGGCCCCGUGCCCAGUCCUCAGAGCGAGGCUGUGACCAGUGAGAUGCAGGAACUCUCUCUGCAAUCUGUCCCGAGCCUGCUGCCAUUGAAGGAACGCAAAAAUGUUCUUCAACUCAAACUACAACAGAGAAGAACACGAGAGGAGCUGGUCAGCCAAGGAAUCAUGCCUCCAUUGAAGAGCCCGGCUGCUUUCCACGAACAGAGGAAAAGUCUGGAGAGAGCACGCACUGAGGAUUACCUGAAGAGGAAGAUUAGGAGCCGGCCUGAGAGGUCAGAACUGGUCAGGAUGCAUAUCCUCGAGGUUACAACAGAAACAGCUAGUUCAUCUGUAUGCAAAACAAAUAUCAAGACUUCAGCUGAGCCUUCACUGCAGGCCAAGCAGCUGAAGCUGAAAAGAGCCCGUUUGGCCGACGAUCUUAAUGAUAAAAUCUCCCAUCGCCCUGGUCCCAUCGAGCUCAUCCACAAGAACAUCCUGCCGGUGCAUGCACUCAUUGGUACAGAGUCUCCGAAGGGUGAGAGCUCAUCACUGGAUGAGGACAGCAGUGACGCUCUUUCUCCAGAUCCCCAGUGCAGUCAGGACUCUCCGCUGGGUCUCGGCCCUCAACACUCCCCCUCUGAUAUGCUGAACAUGAACGGAGACCUCUCACCUAGUCAGUUCCUCACUCAGGCUCCUCCACCUCUUCUUGUCACGUCUGACGCCUCUCCACCAAAAAAUCUAACCAGUGAAACUAACAUUUCAAACUCUUCCCGUCCACCAUCAGGACAUACAAAGUUCAAGUCCAGCACAGAUCGGACCUAUCAACGAUCAAAGAAACCCAAAGAUAACAAGCCCAAAGUAAAGAAGCUGAAAUAUCACCAGUAUAUCCCGCCUGACCAGAAGAACGACCGGGAGCCACCGCCUCAGCUGGACUCCUCGUACGCCAAAAUCCUCCACCAGCAGCAGCUUUUCCUUCAGCUUCAGAUCAUCAACCAGCAGCAGCAGCACUACAACUACCACACCAUCCUACCCGCACCUCCGAAACUUGCUACUGAAAUGCAGCAGCCAUCCACAAAUCCUGGCCCUGCCCCUUCCCAGACUAUUUCCACCUCCACUGCAGUCUCCUCAAAUCAGACUGGAACCAGUCGUCAGAGCCAGCCUACAGUGGCAGGAGCCAAACCCAGCACUUUGCCAGCAAACCUAGAUGAAUUCAAAGUUGCUGAACUUAAACAUGAACUCAAGUUGAGGGGUUUGACUGUAUCGGGCACUAAGAACGAUCUCAUUGAACGCCUGAAGAACUACCAGGAGCAGAACUGUGGUUCAUCAGCAGCAGGGGCUCCAGCAAUGAAAACAGUGCCUGCUCAGUUACCACAGGUGUCGAUUCAGUCUGGUCCACAUCAACACCCCAAAGACACAACUGUACCAAUUUCAGCCUUUCCCUUAACGCCUACCACAAGGGUCCACAGCACAACACCACCUCAGAUCAUGCGUUUCAGCAGCACCAGCUCCUCUCCUCCUGUGUCUCCUACCCCAUCUGACCGCUCUGUGACUGGACUGAGUCCAGAUGAGGCCAGCUGCAACGGUGAUGUGUUUGGAGAAAUGGUUAGUUCUCCUCUCACCCAGCUCAGUUUGCACCCCUCUCCAGAGCAGCCUUCCCCAAUUAAAGAGGAGUCUCUAGGGCAGGUGCAGUCCUCCUGCAGUCUCUCUCGUCUGGGGACGCUGCCAGCCGCACAGCCUCACGAUCCAUGUCCAUUGUCUCCUCUGGACAAAGACCAAAUGCUUCAAGAGAAAGACAAGCAGAUCGAGGAGCUGACGCGCAUGUUGAGACAGAAGCAGAGGCAGGUGGAGGCCUUGCGUUCUCAGCUGGAGCAGGGUAAGCGUGCAGCACCAACAGAGCCUGCAGUCGACACCGAAAUACCCAUGCUGUCUAACGGGGUGGAAGUAAAGGUGAAGGAAGAGGUCAAGGAAGAAAUGGACACCUCGGAGGACCUGCAGAAGCAAAUCCAGCCUCUGAAGAAGAUACAGACUCAGUGUUCACAGCAGACUCUCUUCAAGCUGCAGCAGAUUCACAGACUGCAGGUGCAGCAGCAGCAAAUACUGGUGGACCUACCAAAUCUACAGAAUACACAGCAGCAGGAAGUGGACCAACUGAAAGUGCAGCAAGAGCAAGCAAAGACACAGGUGUCGCAGCAGCAGAAGACGCAGUUGCUGCAACAUCACCAGAAAGUGCAAUUACUGCAACAGCAGAAGGCACAGUUACUGCAGCAGCAGCAGAAAGCGCAGCUACUACAACAGCAGCAGCAGAAAGCGCAGCUUCUACAACAGCAACAGAGGACACUGGUGCAGGAGCAGCAGAAAACACAACUGCAUCAGCAAAAGAAGGCGACGUUACUGCAACAGCAGCAACAACAAAAGCUGCAGCAGCUCAUCAUCCAGCAAAGCCAGCAAAAGCAGCUGCAAGCCAAUCUGAAGCAGCAGCAGAAGCCACAAAAUCUGUUACAGAGCCCACAGGUUUCACAGGUGUUUGUCAGCCAGCAGUCUAGUACUCAGAUUACUACGUCUUUCCCACUGGAUAUCCUGAAAGCUCAUCCCACUCCCACACUGGUCACUGACAGCAACGGCAACCGCUAUCUGAUUGCACUUACCAGUAAUAGUGUGGAGAGUCUGACGGGAAAGUCUCCUCAGAGCAAAUCUAAUGGACGGAUUACUCUACAGAGAUUGCAGUCGACCCCUAUCAAGCUCCCUAGCCAAUCAUCUACUGAUAUGACAACUUCUGCCAAUCAUUCACAAGCUGUCCGAGAGCCCAUCACCAAGAAAGCAGGGCUCCACGUAGAAACCUCCAGUGUUCAGGAGAGCAGUCAGCCUGUGUCUGCUCCACCAAGCUUCGAGCCCUUCUUCUGUGAGGAAUCAAACCCACUGAACAAACCCACCUCUCCUCCUUCAUUUAAGGAGGACAUUUGCCCAACAUUUGACCGACAUACUUUAUUUACCCCUUCCUCUCCAAAGCCGAACCCUCAACCCCCUCAGUGCCUCAAAGAUAAUGUCUCUAACAACCAGCAAAUAGAUGAUCUGUUUGAAAUUCUGAUGAAGAGUGGAGAAAUUUCAUCUGGAUUUAAGGCCAGUCAAGACCCCUCCCUUUCUGACCUCCACUCCAACCCGCCCUCUCCAUCCCCUCCUCCAUCUCCCCUCCACCUCUCUCCACCAGCACAUCACCCUGAACCCAUGCCCGUCCCAUCCCAGCAGCUCCUGGACACUCAAAACAGGCCCUGCUCCUCCACCGGCCGCCUCGAGGACUUUCUAGAGAGCACAACCGGCGCUCCUCUCCUCGGUGUGGAGCCGGAUAGCCCGUUAACCCUAAUCGAUGACCUACACAGUCAAAUGCUGAGCACUUCCAGUAUUCUGGACCACCCGCCAUCCCCAAUGGACACCAGUGACCUGAGCUUCUCGUCCCAUCCGGCCAGCCUGGACUUCGAAGACCCUGCUCUGGAUGGAAUGGAUUGGCUGGGCAUACCCGUGGUCACAGGGGGCAGUAAUUGUAAUGGCGGGGGUCUGGUCCUCGCCCCUCUGAGCUCACACACCCCACCCAGUGUCUUUUCAGCAGACUUUUUGGACAGUCCAGAUCUGCAGCUCCACUGGGACUCCUGUUUGUAGCUUCUGGUCUUAAUUCGCUCAACGACACACACAAUUUAGCACAUUCAACCUUACUGUGUAUUAAGCAGUACACAAAACACUCCAGACGCACACGCUGUUAAUUAUGCUUCACGUUUUCUUUCCUUCAUAUUCCGAAGCCGAAUGGUAUUUAAACAGUUCCUGCGUCUGAUAGCACUGACUUUUAAGCUCUCGUUCACUGCACUCAAAUAAUCACAUGAUGGCGCUGUUUCUUUUGUAACAGAGACCAAUCAGGACCCUGAAAACAGCUCAAAGAAUCCCUUCUUUGGUCUAAAUAUCAGAUGAGUUGUCUAUGCUGGUUAGUUAGUACAAUCUUUAAAGCACCAUAUAGUGUUAUGUCUGCCCAUGGUAAUAAAGCUAUGACCUCAUAAACAUUAUAUAUGAGGCCAUUUCUGCUCCACAAGUUGUUACAUGCAAGCUAAUUGGCAGAAAGAUACAGGAUAUCAUAAACCUCCUUGAAACCCGUUAGUUCUUCCAACAUUGCACUUAAGCCGACCCGACUGGUGCUCUGGUCAACACGACCCAAUGUAAUGGGCUCUGCAGGGAACCAGGUUUGGUGACGUUCACCAGAUCUCUAUGCAUUGCUGUAGUUAGGAUCAUGUAUUGAUGAAACCUUUGUUCUUUCUGCUCUGAUUCUAGCGAUUCGCUGGUGGAGGUCAGUGCUGGGGUUUCAGGUUUCAGAGUAUUUGGAACUUCUUGUUUUUUAAAAAAAGAAAAAAAAUGAAAGGAAAAACUGC
Danio rerio (zebrafish) is the source of this 4673-nucleotide messenger RNA. The record is from RefSeq and is a predicted model, not a curated record. Lineage: Eukaryota; Metazoa; Chordata; Actinopteri; Cypriniformes; Danionidae.